Messenger RNA from Sipha flava (yellow sugarcane aphid), 1983 nucleotides. It is a transcript of the gene dup, whose product is annotated as DNA replication factor Cdt1. The record is from RefSeq and is a predicted model, not a curated record. Gene Ontology annotation, cellular component: nucleus. Bases 175 to 1968 code for a protein of 597 amino acids. Gene Ontology annotation, molecular function: DNA polymerase binding; DNA binding. Gene Ontology annotation, biological process: regulation of DNA-templated DNA replication initiation; DNA replication checkpoint signaling; mitotic cell cycle. Lineage: Eukaryota; Metazoa; Arthropoda; Insecta; Hemiptera; Aphididae. The transcript is spliced from 9 exons.
CUUUUAACAACAGGUGACUCCCUUGUCAUUACCACAGGUGCAGUGAUUGUCCAAGAACACACGCUACGUUAUCACUAAUAGUAACAUUGCAGCAAUUCACCAGUUAACGCGUUAAGUUCCAAUGUUAAUUCUAAAUUAUUUAUUACAUAAGUUCUAGUGAAAUCAUUAGUAAACAUGGAGACUAAACAAAACACAUUAGAUGGUUUUGUCAAGAGCCAGAAACGACCUACUAACGAUGACAAUAUGUAUAAAAUAUCGAAAAUCAAUAGUACUAACAGAACUGGAAUCGUCAAAUCAAGUAGAAAAUUGUCAUUUGAUAGUUCUUCAUCGCAAACUAUAAAAAAACAAAAAGUGGAAUCUGAUAAUACACAAACCAUUUUUCAUGGGAAUCUUAAUGUAACUCACUCUAAAAAUACAAUCAUUGAUAAUACUUUGGAUACAAAUGAAACUGAACAUAAGAAUGAGGUUGAACCAGAAAGAGAGAAAACUCCUGAUCAAUCACCAUCAAUUAAGGCUAAAUUACGUAAAGAAUUGGAUUUGGGUGAAUUUCGCAAAAGUGUUCACUGUAAACGCAACUUUAAGAAGUUACAAGAAAAGAUAAGUUCAGUGGAACAAUAUCAAAAUGAUCUUAAAUGUAUUGAAUCUAAAGUAGAAUUUGCCAAAAGUUAUUAUUUAUCUUCAUUUAAAUCCAUUGAUUUCAUGAUUCAUACUAAUCCUAUAGAACCGGAAUCAAUUCCUGUACAAAAACCUAAAUUAAAACCAACAGUUCUUUUCCCAAGCUCAUCAAAAUCCAUGAUUAGUCCAAGAAAAUUGAUGAUGGAGACAGAGGCAACACUUCCUAAAGUAUACGUUUCAGCUGGAAAAUUAUUGGAUGAAAUUGAAUCUCUAAAGGCUAUGUCACCAUCAAAACGAUAUUCGGCAUUAGCAAAUUCUAACACAUUACCUUUACCAUUGAAAUACCGUAAUUUAGAUGAAUUAUUCAAAGCUAUGGACACUGUAUUAACCGUAAUAUUUAAGAGAAAAGAAAGAAUUACAUUUAAUAAGCUUAAACGGGGUGUACAGAAACUAAUAAGAAAACAUUUUACUGAAUUGCAUUUGGCACAAAUUAAAACAAUAGUACCAGAAUUCUUUGAAUUUUCACUGAUGAAAUCAAGUGAUAAACCUAGUUUUGAAUUAGAGAUAUCUCCAGUUUAUGGAUUGGAAAAUGAAGAUAAUGUUGAUUUGACUGAAUUAACAAAUUGGAGAAAAAAGAAAUUUUACAAUUCAUUACUUGGCAUUAUGAAAAAAUAUCAUCAAGAAUAUUUGAAUAAAUUAACUCCGCCUAUUUUGAUUGAUGAAGAUAAAAUAAUUAGAUGGCAUCCUCAAUUUGAUGUUGAAUCUGUACCUGAUAUUAUCCCUUCAUCAUUACCCAAAAUUGAAAUUGACAAACCAAAAAUAGAAUCUGUUAAAGAUAUAUCAGAUCGAUCUCAUGCAUUAUUUGUCUAUAAUAAUAUUUUGAACCGAAAUUUUACUAUGAAUCGUGAAGAAAACAAAAAUGUAAAUGUAAAAAAUAUUCCAACUGAAGAUGCAAAAAGUGCUUUAAAAGAAGCAUUUAAAGAUAUUCAUAAUUCAUUUUUAUCAAAUAUUGAAGCUAAACAAGAAGAAAAUACUAAAGAGUUAAUGACAAGAUCAUUAGGUCAAUUAAAUGAAGAUAGAAUAAUAAACAGAUUACCAGAUAUUGCUCGAAGGAUGCGUACUUAUUUUUUACAACUUAAAAGAAAUGUUAUGCCAUUAGAAAAAGUCAUUGAUCAGUUGAAGCAGAGUUAUCCUGAAGCUAUGACAAACCAAGAUUGGAAAGCUCACUUCAAUCUUCUUCAAGAAAAAGUCCCUCAUUGGAUUAAAAUCAAUGAGUUAGAUGGAGUUGAACAUAUUCAAAUUGAAAAAAAAGUUAGAUUUGAAGAAAGUGUUGUCAUUAAAUUAAAAAAUUAAUUGUUGUUUUUACUA